Molecule: messenger RNA, 3009 nt
Organism: Recurvomyces mirabilis
Lineage: Eukaryota; Fungi; Ascomycota; Dothideomycetes; Mycosphaerellales; Teratosphaeriaceae
Exons: 2
Coding region: 1-3009 (1002 amino acids)
Source: RefSeq, a predicted model, not a curated record
AUGGAGGCUACAGCUAUGACGACGGCGGCCACGGGUUCAUACGGCGGGUCCUCGACUGAGUCCACGGCGUCAGCGUCAGCACCAGCACCAGCACCAGCACCCGCACCCGCCUACGACGACGAUGCCAGACAUUACGCUGCAGUGUCCUCUAGUCAGCUCCCCAAGGCCACCAGCACGCUCUUUCCACCUUUCGCGCUGAUGGAGAGUGGUGGUGGCCACCGUGAGGGCAAGAGCAUCGGCACUCGUUUCCACGAAGACUGCCACGAGACCGAUGCUUCAACCUCGGCCAGCCCACGCCUUCGCAGCAGCCGCCUCUCCAAAGGCAAAGGAAACGCUGCUCUACUUCUCGAUGCUCAGACGCAGCCGCGGAAACCUUUACGGCUGCUCGACCUACCUGUAGAUAUUCUGAAGGACAUCGUGAAAGAGGUCACGCAUACUAAUGAUCUGACUUCUUUGGCGCUGUGUCAUAGCGCGUUGCAUCGCUUGACCGUACCCCAUAUCUACUCGAGAUUCGACAUCGUGUGGCCGGAUACUAGUGUGCAUUCGGAGCCGAGGAGUGGUGUGGAUGCGCUUACGUAUGGCCUUGCAACGCUGGUCAUGGCGGAGGAGAUCUUUGGGGAGGCACCGGGACAGCGGGUCAUGGGUGUGGGCGUUGCGCAGAGCGGGAACAGGUUCUUGAAGAGCGGGAAGGGCAGGGCGACGGAGAUGCAGGUGAGAAGGCGAAGAGGCAAUCACUACGCACAGUUCACGAGAAAGUUCUCCCUCGGUAAUGGGCCGGCGGACUGGGUGCAGGAGUAUCUGAUCACGAAGGAAAGUGGGAAGAUGCUCGGGACAUUAGUCGCGCUUGCUGUGGCGCGGAUGAGGAGUCUGGAGACUUUCAUCUGGGAUAUGCCGACUGGGAUACUACGAGAUGUCUGGCUGGCAUUGUCUUCACUGGACGAUCGAGAUGAUGGAAGGCCUUGUAGACUGGAGAAGUUGUGGGUGAGGUGGCAUGAUAAUUCGUCUGCCGAUACCGCGGCGACUGGGAUUCCGCCUCCGCCACCUCCUAUGCAUUUGAACGGUAUGAUGCCGGCGCCUUUACAGCCUGCUGGUGGAGUGGUACCGAGCGCCCUUCCACCUUUGCAGAUUCACGCUGCGGGACUGGAUCGAGUGGAGCAUCCUUCGUUCUCUGUCUUGCCUGCGCUCAAGAGCCUGAGUGUGCUGGAUAUUGAUGAGCUAGCCUACCUGGACGAGAUGGCUGUGUUGAUUGGACGGUCGCUCGACAAGCUGCGUGAGCUUCGGGUUGGCAUUGCGCGUCAUGCUAUGAGCAAGGUGUGGGUUACAGUGUGGGAAGGCGAAGAACUGCUGCAGGUCGAUCCAGACUAUCCUACAGCCGGCUCGUUCACGAUUGGCGAGAAGCGCAAUGGUGGUGUUCUCGGCACCCUCGCAGGCUUUAUAUGUGAUAUGCGAAGACCGAAGAUCAUGCUACCGGAGCGGACGAGAAGGAUGAAGCCUACUCGAGCGCCACCGCCACCGGCUAUGCCUAGUCCUUCGCAGGUGGACAAUGCUAUUACUGAGGCGCUCAACACUAUUACUGCUACGCCAUCGCUGGGAGAAGACAUACCUGAUCACGAUGAUGUGGUCUCACCUCCUGUGGCAUCACCAGAAGAGCUAUUCUCAGACAGCCAAUCACUCAGCCCAGACAUGGCAUACGCCUCUGAUCCUCUGGUCGCGACGAGUCGGCAAGCCAGUCCCGAGCCUAGCGCCGAGCAUCGAAUCGCAGCUACCAGCCCGACAAUUGAAGAUGUGGUGCUUGGGAGCGAGCCGAUACAACCAGUUGAGCCAUCGGAACCACCUCUGGACAACUCACUACAGCUCGACAAUCUCGAGCUAGAGCGCGUACCACUCUCCAUACCCGUCCUCCAACGAAUGAUAAACUGGACCCACUUGACCUCACUCACCCUCCUUCACUGCCAAAACCACGAACAGCUCUGGAAGACUCUCCGCAGAAGUCUCGCACCUGUACCACGAUCGCCGACAUAUCCACAACCCCGCCGCACACCCAACUCCACCCCACGCAAGAACAGCAAGUCGACCAUGGCCUCCGAACCUGAAUUCGAGUACCGCAUCCAUCUCAAAAAGCUCCACACCAACACCGUCUCUCCUGCGCUAAUAAGUUUCCUGAAAGAAACACUUGCACCCAAUACGCUCGAAGUCCUCUUCCUACAGGAAGCACGGAGUUACUCCUCGUCCGUGUCUAUCGAUACAAUCUUUCGUGGCCCCAUACGAAGACAUAGAGGAAGUCUGAAGAAGAUACUGAUCGACAGCUCGGAGAAAGGUGUUGACGGCCUACCGACGAAUUCGAGUCGAUGGAGGCGGUGGAUGUUAGGGAGGGAAGUUCUAGGCUUCUUGUGCUCAGCCAGGAUGCCGGCGCUCAGAGAGUUGGGCUGUGCGCUGGAUUAUCGGGAUUGGCACUUCUUCCUGCAAUCCCUGCCUUCGAUCCCACAUCUUCGCAGCCUCUAUAUCCCCUUCCUCGCCGACCACGUGCACGGCACCAAUGUAGAUCCCCGAGAACUGGCGCUUCAGAUCGUGGAUAUUGUGGCUCUGCGGCCUGAGGUCGAGCUAUGCUAUAUGGGCAUCGCGAAUAAGUGCUUCGAGAUCCUGGAGAACAAACGGGAUACCGACUCGCGCAACGAGUCUCACCUCGGCUUGAGCGGUGGUGGGCCGAUCGUAGAAGGUUCCACGGGCUUCGACAAUGACGAGGACGAGGACGACGUUGAUGCUGAUGACGAGGACGCGGAAGACGAUGGGGAGGAGGGUGUAGAGGAGGAAGAGGCAACGGAAAGCGAUGAUGAGGAUGACGAUGAUGACAAUGAUGAGGACGACGACGACGAUGAUGAUUCCAGUGAUGGAGGGGGUAGUGGUGGAGGAGGAAGAGGAGGUAGGAAUGCGGCGCGGUUGAGGUUGAGGGAGAUCUUGUUUUAUGAUGAUAAGGUUGCUGUUUUCAAGGCGAGGCAUGGGCGGUUGUAG